Messenger RNA from Arachis stenosperma, 2538 nucleotides. Its product is annotated as probable polyol transporter 4. Bases 611 to 2191 code for a protein of 526 amino acids. Gene Ontology annotation, molecular function: myo-inositol:proton symporter activity. Gene Ontology annotation, cellular component: membrane. The transcript is spliced from 2 exons. Gene Ontology annotation, biological process: transmembrane transport. Lineage: Eukaryota; Viridiplantae; Streptophyta; Magnoliopsida; Fabales; Fabaceae. The record is from RefSeq and is a predicted model, not a curated record.
CACAGAUACCCCUCACCGACGGUUAGAAGGGAAGUGUUUCUAUUUUCCAACCAUUGACGAGGAAGCAAAGUACGCGCGAACCGACCACAUACUAAGCAGCACGUUGUUUCACUUUCACCCAUGAUGCCCGUACGAUGACGUGUCCGACAGUCCCCAAUGGAGAUCCUUCAUCAACAAGCACAAACUGACGAAUCCCCCAAAACACCCUGAGAUUCUUGUCCCUCAAAAUACGUUGCUUUAGAGUCCAAAAGAAAAGAGUUGACCCCACUUGACAUUCUGGUAAUUCCAUGUAAAUCCUUUGUCCAAAAUCGAAACUUUGCUCUUUUUGAAGCGAAACACUCAGCUAGGUGUUUGCAAGUUCCAUCCUUUUUCUUCCACAAUUCAGAUCUAAGACCAUACCCCCCCAAAAUUUGGGUCUGAGGAGGAACAUUGUUAACUAGGAGCUUCAAACAGGGUCAACGGUGAAGUCUUUUUUCCCUUUUCACUUUUCAUCAUCUCAGAGGAGAGAGACACCGGGAUUUUUUGUAAUAUAUUUGUAUCUUUUGUUUUUUUGUGAGUUUGGUUUUUGGACAUUGCAUAAGAGUAUAUAUAUAUAUAAUUAAGGGGAAUAAUGGGGUUGGUUGGUGUCCAAGAGAAUGGGGAUGGGAAUGGAGAUGUUCUAUCUGAGAUUUCAUUGGGGACCAAGCCCAAGUACACAAGGAUGGACUCUGAUCUUGAUGAGGCCGAAGAAGAAGACUUGCCAUCAUCUAACAAGCAUGAUUCCAAGAAAUAUAUAAUGGCUUGUGCCGUCUUUGCCUCUUUGAAUUCAGUGCUUCUCGGCUAUGAUGUUGGUGUUAUGAGUGGAGCGAUUAUAUUCAUUCAACAGGAUCUGAAGAUCACUGAGGUUCAACAAGAAGUUCUUGUUGGAAUUUUGAGCAUAAUAUCGCUGUUGGGUAGUUUAGCAGGUGGAAAGACAUCUGAUGUCAUUGGUAGAAAAUGGACAAUUGGUUUGGCUGCUGUCAUCUUCCAAACCGGUGGAGCCAUUAUGGCUCUUGCGCCUUCUUUUAAAGUACUGAUGAUAGGAAGACUCUUGGCCGGGGUGGGUAUAGGUUUCGGCGUCAUGAUUGCGCCUGUGUAUAUUGCUGAAAUAUCUCCUGCCGUUGCUAGGGGAUCUCUUACAUCCUUCCCUGAGAUAUGCAUAAAUUUGGGAAUCCUUCUUGGCUACAUAUCAAAUUAUGAAUUUUCGGAGCUUCCAUCGCAUAUAAAUUGGAGGCUAAUGCUUGGUGUGGGACUUCUUCCUUCGGUGGUUAUUGCUCUUGCUUUGUUUAUCAUUCCUGAAUCUCCGAGAUGGCUUGUGAUGCAGAAUAGAGUUGAAGCAGCGAGGCUGGUGCUGAGGAAGAUAAGCGAGAGCGAAAAGGAGGCUGAGGAAAAGUUGAAAGAAAUCCAGGUAGCUGCUGGAUUAGCUAAUGCUGAGAAGUAUGAAGCUAAAGCUGUUUGGAAAGAAAUAUUAUGUCCUUCACCUCCGGUUCGAAGAAUGCUUAUAACUGGUUGUGGAAUUCAAUGUUUCCAACAGAUUACAGGCAUAGACACAACUGUGUAUUACAGCCCAAUAAUCUUCAAGAAUGCUGGUAUCACUGAGACCACUCAGCUUCUUGCAGCAACAGUCACUGUUGGCUUCACCAAAACACUCUUCAUCCUGAUAGCUAUAUUUCUGAUUGACAAAGUGGGGCGAAAGCCGUUGCUUUAUGCAAGCACAAUUGGGAUGACAGUCUGUUUAUUUAGCCUGAGCCUCUCUCUAGCUUUUCUGGAUCAUGCAAAAGUUGGGAUUGUAUUGGCAAUCCUAUCAGUUUGUGGAAAUGUAGCUUCUUUCUCAGUAGGACUUGGCCCUAUAUGCUGGGUUCUGUCAUCAGAGAUAUUCCCUUUGAGACUUAGAGCUCAAGCAUCAGCUCUUGGAGCCGUCGGAAGUAGGGUAAGUAGUGGCAUCAUAUCCAUGUCCUUCCUCUCGGUCAGUCGUGCAAUCACAGUUGCAGGAACCUUCUUUGUGUUUGGCAUCAUCUCAUGUUCUGCCGUCGCCUUUGUUCAUUACUGUGUUCCAGAGACAAAAGGGAAGACUUUGGAGGAAAUUGAGGUUCUCUUCCAUGAUAAAGAUGAUGAAUCACGGGGAAAUGAGGUUGAAAUGGGAGAUGUAGAGCGCCUGAUGCAGAAGUCAUGAGUUUGGUGGCAUGCCACAAUCUUGAAUCUUCAUACUAAACUAAAUUCCUAAGAUAUUUUCAAUAUCAUACUAGUUUGGUGGCUGGAAAAAUUAUUUAGUUAUAGCAGAAAUUUACUAACAAUGAGAAACUUCAUUCCAAUGUUCUUAGAACCACCUAGCACCAGUAUAUAUGAUAUGCUAAAGCAUUUGUUGAUAUAAAAUAUAUUUAUGUACCUUGAUUUUUUUUAUUUCUAUUUUUUACAGUCUAUUGAAAAAGGAGUUCAGAUUGCAUCAUUUUAUCUCAGCCAUAGUAGGAAUUUGUAUUGUCUCUUUCCAACACGUGCUUGCAUUUGUUGCUAUUUACCUUG